Messenger RNA from Pseudophryne corroboree (corroboree frog), 1797 nucleotides. Its product is annotated as beta-2-glycoprotein 1-like. Lineage: Eukaryota; Metazoa; Chordata; Amphibia; Anura; Myobatrachidae. Bases 20 to 1069 code for a protein of 349 amino acids. The record is from RefSeq and is a predicted model, not a curated record. The transcript has 8 exons.
GAGAAGUGAUAACGCUUGGAUGCUUACGGUUCCAGUCAUGGCUAGGAAAAUGUAUUUCUUAAUGGCAAUCUGUCUUAUCCUUGUGCAUGAGGUCUUCAGUGAUCUAGGUGUUGGAGAUGUCUGCCCCUUGAGAAAGGAGAAUCCCGAGGGCCAGAUUUGCCAGAAAGCUUGUGCAAUGCACCUUGACUGCCCAAAGAAGAAACAGAGAUGCUUGUGUGACGGCGAAUGUGGGAUGAGCUGUGUCAUAUCCCGCAGCAUCUGUCCAUGGCCUGUAAGCAUUGAGAAUGCUGAGACAUCUCUGAAGCAGGAAACAAGGAGCUUUGGAGAUCAAAUGUUAGUGCGCUGCCUUAUGGGAUUCACAAUGGCCAAUGGACAGGAGGUGGCAGAAAGCCGAUGUCAAGGAGACAAGAAGUGGAGUGUGACAGCGCCCUGUGACGUGAUCUCUACUUGUGAAGAUCCACCCAGCAUAGACAAUGGAUACUUCAUAAAGAAUGGAUAUUUGUUAAAUGGAACAUCGGCCCAGUAUAAAUGCAAUCCAGGUUACAAACUUGAAGGUCACGAGGUCACAGAGUGCCUGGAGGACAAUGUGUGGUCUAACCCCACUCCUACAUGCAACAAAAUCUACUGUUCUCCACCUCCAGAAAUCAAUGAAGGCAUCCUCAUAGCAGUGAAAAAAGCAGAAUAUGAAAUCUCUGAAGUGAUAUAUUACAUGUGCAAAAGGAACUUUUAUACGGAUGGAUCAAACAGUGUUACCUGUAUGGACAAUGGGCAGUGGUCUAAAUGUCCAGUUUGCAGAGCUAGAUGUAAAGUGCCAGUGUAUCGAAGUCGGGUGGUUUACAAAGGGCAGAAGGUCUGGGUCACUGAAAUUGAUGAGGGGCUGGUGCAUCAUUCAGAGAACGUUACAUUUUUCUGCCAGAAAAAAGCUGAAUCCUGCAGUUACACAGCCUCUACUCAGUGCUUUGAUGGUGAUCUCCCACUUCCAGAGUGCUAUGCAGAGCCAACCUGGGUACAGUAUAAUUUGUUCCCCAAGAGACUUGUGUCAGAAAUUUCAAUGUGCGAAGAACUUUAAAGACUCUGAAAGAAUGGAAGAGAUUCUACUAGAAGAAGUACUACAGCUGUCUACAGUAAGAGGACAACACACCUCUUCUUUAGGUUUUAUAAGCCGGACCCUUCCUGUGUGACAGUGUGACAUUGCAUGAUGAUGGAGCCAUUACUUACAAGUUCUAGCUUUGAUUGUUGCUGUGAUGACAUUGAUAUGGAGGUGGCAUAUGGUACUGUUUUCUCUUUUGUGUGUUCAUAAGGAGAUUGUACAUGAUUAUAUUUAUUUGUAAUUACUGCAAUUUCUACUGGAUACAUUUAAUUUUAAUGCAACUCUUCAUUGCCCUGACCUGUAUAUAAUAAGAAUAUAUAAGAUUGCCUUGUGUCUCCUAUAUGUCUCUUCCUUUUAUUAUCUCCAUUAUAUCCUUCUGUCCUUAAUGAAGAAACGCACUGAAGGUGUAGUUUACCCCAUCAGGAAGCUUUCCGUUCAGGUAGAUAUCUGGUCAGGAUGUCGCCUAGUGACUUUAUCUUGUCAUCUUACGAGCCCUCUGGCUUCUGGAGAAGAGCUGCCGGGAGAGAUUGAAAGAGACAUUGAUUGAAUCAAUUACAUUUUCAGAACACACUCCCUGAUGACGACUUCUGAAUCCACAAGCAGCUACUUUUUCCCAUCAACAACAGGGCUCAUGACAAGAUGGCGGCUCCACCUCUGGUUUAAGCAGCAACUGCAAAAUAUGAGAAGGAAUGUGUGUCUGUGUGUGG